UCGUCUGUCUCCUCUCUUUCUGUCUCGUUUCAGAGACCUUAGCCUCCAUUGGUGGUGUCAAUCUCUCUCUCUCUAGCACUGACUCACAGACCAACAUAUACAUAUUAUAUUUUAUUUUGAAAUUAGUUUUGCUUUUUAGGGUUUGAAAUGUCAUCGGUCGAGUCUCUAUCUCCUAUAUUUCACCAAAAUAUCCAUUUGAAUUCGUAUAGGAAGCUCUAUCAUUGUCAUGGAUUGCGCUUCGUUCGCGGUCAAUCUAGGGUUUUUCACCAGAGCGCCAACCGUUUUAUCCCUAGUUCUCUACGUUUCCCGCCCACCAACCUCGACGGACAAGUUCUUGGUGCUUCGGAGAAUACGGAGAGGUUUAAUCUUUGGGGAGCUUUUGUCAGGGACUGCGGGUUCAGAAAGAAUCGGAUUGGAGCCAGUAGUCAGGACAGCGAUUCGGCGGCCGGUUCUAGCGGGACGAGCGAAGGCGAGGGCGAUAAGAAUCCACCGAAUUCGGGUUCUUCGACGCCGAAUCGGCGGAGAGAGAAGCAAGGGAAAGGGAAUUCGUGGUGGUCAAAGGGAAAGAAGUGGCAGUGGCAGCCUAUAGUUCAGGCUCAGGAGAUUGGGGUUUUGCUUUUGCAGUUGGGGAUUGUGAUUUUUGUAAUGCGGUUGCUCCGACCAGGGAUUCCUCUACCCGGUUCGGAGCCGAGGACUCCGACUACUUUCGUAAGCGUGCCAUAUAGCGAGUUUUUGAGUAAGAUUAAUAGCAAUCAGGUGCAGAAGGUUGAGGUUGAUGGGGUUCAUAUCAUGUUUAAAUUGAAGUCCGAGCCUGGGAGUCAAGAAAUUGAAGUUGGGGGAGCAAGUAGUAAGCUGCCGGAAUCCGAGUCUCUGCUUAGGACUGUAGCGCCGACGAAGAGGAUCGUUUACACGACGACUCGGCCAAGUGAUAUAAAAGCCCCAUACGAGAAGAUGCUCGAGAAUGCAGUGGAGUUUGGGUCGCCCGAUAAGCGGUCGGGUGGAUUCUUGAACUCUGCAUUGAUAGCUAUGUUUUAUGUUGCUGUGCUUGCUGGGCUUCUCCAUCGGUUUCCAGUAAGCUUUUCUCAGAAUUCGGCUGGCCAGAUUAGGAAUCGGAAAUCUGGGGGUUCUGGUGGUGCAAAAGCAUCUGAACAAGGUGAGAUAAUCACCUUUGCUGAUGUUGCUGGUGUCGAUGAGGCCAAAGAGGAGCUAGAAGAGAUUGUGGAAUUUCUUCGGAAUCCUGAUAGGUAUAUACGACUUGGUGCCCGUCCUCCUAGAGGUGUUCUCUUGGUGGGUCUUCCCGGGACAGGUAAGACUCUUCUAGCAAAGGCUGUGGCUGGAGAAGCUGAAGUCCCCUUUAUUAGUUGUUCUGCCAGUGAGUUUGUGGAGUUGUAUGUGGGCAUGGGUGCCUCCCGUGUGAGAGAUCUAUUUGCACGGGCAAAGAAGGAGGCACCAUCAAUAAUCUUUAUUGACGAGAUUGAUGCUGUUGCAAAAAGCCGUGAUGGAAAAUAUCGAAUUGUUAGCAAUGAUGAGCGAGAGCAGACCUUGAAUCAGCUGCUCACCGAGAUGGAUGGGUUUGACAGCAACUCUGCUGUCAUUGUUCUUGGAGCAACUAAUCGCUCAGAUGUUUUAGACCCUGCACUUCGCCGUCCAGGGAGAUUUGAUCGAGUGGUUAUGGUGGAAACACCCGAUAGGCGUGGAAGAGAAGCCAUUUUAAACGUACAUGUUUCCAAGAAAGAACUUCCCCUUGCGGAGGAUGUUGACCUUGGUGACAUUGCCUGUAUGACUACUGGUUUCACCGGGGCUGAUCUUGCAAACUUAGUAAAUGAAGCUGCUCUGUUGGCUGGAAGACAAAAGAAACUUGUUGUGGAGAAAAUUGAUUUCAUUCAUGCAGUGGAAAGAUCAAUAGCUGGCAUAGAGAAGAAGACUGCUAAGCUGCAAGGAAGUGAGAAAGCUGUAGUUGCACGGCAUGAAGCUGGCCAUGCGGUAGUGGGCACUGCUGUUGCAAAUCUUCUUUCUGGACAGCCGCGUGUCAAGAAGUUAAGCAUAUUGCCAAGGUCAGGAGGAGCACUAGGCUUUACUUAUAUGCCUCCAACACAUGAAGAUAGAUAUUUGCUGUUCAUUGAUGAGUUACGAGGCCGCUUGGUUACUCUUCUUGGAGGGCGUGCAGCUGAAGAAGUGGUUUAUUCAGGUCGUGUCUCAACUGGUGCACUUGACGAUAUACGUCGAGCAACUGACAUGGCAUACAAGGCAGUAGCUGAAUAUGGUCUUAAUCAGACCAUAGGCCCUGUGUCUAUAGCCACACUGUCAGGUGGUGGGAUUGACGAGUCUGGAGGUGCUGUUCCUUGGGGAAGGGAUCAGGGCCAUCUUGUGGAUCUUGUUCAACGAGAGGUGAAAGUAUUGUUGCAAUCUGCUUUGGAUGUAGCGCUUUCAGUUGUGCGUGCUAAUCCUACUGUUUUGGAGGGUCUUGGUGCCCAUUUAGAAGAGAAAGAGAAAGUCGAAGGUGAAGAGCUACAAGAGUGGUUGAGCUUGGUUGGCCCAAUAGAACUUAAAGGUUUUAUUGCAGGCAAGCAAGAGUCUCUUCUUUCACUGCAGACAGGCUCUUGAUAACAGCUACUGCUUAUUCUUCUUAUUUUUUAGUUAAAGAGUGAGUGACCAAGCUUCUAGCCAUUGAUGGCAUCAUUACGUCGGUGAACUCAUCCUCUUGAUUGGCCACGACUCACCCUUACCUGAUCAUAUAUUUCAGCGAGGUAAAUUCUGGCUUAGUUCAUCAGCAUAUACAAUCAUGUUCCAUAUCUCACACCUUACCGGCUCAAACCCAGAUAUGGUGAAAGGACCAAAGAUUUAUCUUGGUCAGAGCCUGCUCUAAUAUCUAGUGUCCCAUGUCAACACCAUACAUUUGUGUCUCUGGAAUUCGUUGUACAUUGGCUUUUAUUGUAACUUAACACAGAAUCUGGAAUUGAUAAGAAAAGAAUGUCAGUAUCUGCACUUGUAAUUGCUA
This is a messenger RNA of Juglans microcarpa x Juglans regia, 2998 nucleotides long. Its product is annotated as ATP-dependent zinc metalloprotease FTSH 9, chloroplastic-like. Gene Ontology annotation, cellular component: membrane; chloroplast thylakoid. Lineage: Eukaryota; Viridiplantae; Streptophyta; Magnoliopsida; Fagales; Juglandaceae. The record is from RefSeq and is a predicted model, not a curated record. Gene Ontology annotation, molecular function: metalloendopeptidase activity; ATP binding; ATP-dependent peptidase activity. Gene Ontology annotation, biological process: proteolysis.